Halichondria panicea is the source of this 1075-nucleotide messenger RNA. Its product is annotated as post-GPI attachment to proteins factor 3-like. Lineage: Eukaryota; Metazoa; Porifera; Demospongiae; Suberitida; Halichondriidae. Gene Ontology annotation, molecular function: hydrolase activity, acting on ester bonds. The record is from RefSeq and is a predicted model, not a curated record. Gene Ontology annotation, cellular component: endoplasmic reticulum membrane. The coding region runs from base 50 to 988 and encodes 312 amino acids. The transcript is spliced from 9 exons. Gene Ontology annotation, biological process: GPI anchor biosynthetic process.
CUGUCUAAUUGGAAUAAAUGGGCAUUAUUUAGAAAACAAGGCUACUACAAUGGUCUACCUUUCAGCUGUGUAUUUACUAGUAUUUGUUUCUCUGACUUACUGCAGCUCUGGAGAUCGUAGCGGCGAGUUCUCGUCAUGUGUAUACUCGUGUAGGCGGUCCGUGUGUGCGGGAGAGGGUGGGGGUGACCUGUCCUUAGUGUUGAGAGCUCUUGGUUGGACAUGUGGGGAGGAAUGCCAGUAUCAAUGCAUGCAUAACAUCACUACUGAGGACCUGAGGAAUCACAGGCCAGUCAGACAGUUCUAUGGCAAGUGGCCAUUUGUGCGUGUGCUGGGUGUUCAGGAGCCAGCAUCUGCUCUCUUCUCUGUACUCAAUGCUCUGGGUUUGGUGGUGGGCUACACACGGUUUAGACGCCUGUCUCCCUCCACUUAUCCCUACCAUUCUAUACUAGGACUACAGUUGAUCGUGUGCUUGCAUACUUGGUUCUGGUCGACUGUAUUCCACUCGAGGGACACGUACUGGACAGAGAGGCUGGAUUACUUCAGUGCAGCCUCUAUGAUUGUGGCUGGCAUACUGGCACAGUUUGUGAGGCUGACUGGUCUCAAGCACUGGAGAUGGCACUUGUGUUAUGCUGGGCUGUGGUUAGUCCUGUUCUCCUGUCAUGUUGGCUACCUCACAAUGUUCAAGUUUGAUUAUGGCUACAACAUGGCAGCAAGUGUAUUGGCAGGAGUACUGUAUGCAGUGGUGUGGCUGAUAUGGUGUAUCAAGGUGUACCAGCAAAGACCGUACGUGUGGAAGUGUCUUGCUUGCGUACUGGCUGCUAGCUGCUUCCUUGCUCUGGAGUUGUUGGACUUUCCCCCCCUCCUCUGGAUAAUAGAUGCUCACUCACUGUGGCAUCUCUCCACAGCUCCACUGCCACUGCUCUGGUACAGCUUCCUAACUGAUGAUGCUCACUAUGAGGUGGCGGUGCAACUAGCCAAGCAAGUCUAAACAUCACCAGCUCUUAUUUCAUUCACUUGACACUAGCUACCUCAUUUCUGAAUUUGCAAACUUGACAUUUUUGUAACUAUGUUUCGU